GUGAAUAAUUAUCCAAGAACUAAGAUAUUAUUAACUGUUCCUUUUCUUUCAUCUAUUUACCUCAAAUCCUACCUUCGAAAUUCGAAAACGAAGACAUGGCAGUGGCCUUGGUUGGCGGGGCAUUUCUCUCUGCAUCACUUCAAGUUCUGUUCGAUAGGAUGGCGUCUCAAGAACUCCUGGAUUUCGUUAGGGGAAAGAAACUGGAAAAGGGUUUGGUGAAGAAAUUGAAGCCGAUGCUGAUGUCUGUUAAAGCAGUUUUGGAUGAUGCUGAAGACAAGCAGAUAACCAACCCAAAUGUCAAAGAUUGGGUUUCUGAGCUUAAAGAUGCUGUUUAUGAUGCAGAGGACCUAUUCGACGAAAUUGCUACUGAAGUUCUUCGAAUCAGGUUGGAAUCCCAGGAUCAAAUUGCUUCAACCAAGGUAAAUCGCGUUAUUUCCUCUUUCAAUCCUUUCAAUAGAGGCAUGGAUUCUAAGUUAGAAGAUGUUCUUGAGAGAUUAGAAUCUUUAGUCUACCAAAAGGAUACUCUGGGUUUGAAAGAAUAUUAUAGAGGUAAGAAGGCAUUUCAAAGACCCGCUGCGACUUCUUUAGUGGAUGAAUCCGGUGUUUAUGGUAGAGACAAUGAAAAGGAAGCAAUAAUUAAGCUGUUGUGCUUAGAAAACGCUAGUGGAAAUCAGGUAGAUGUGAUUCCAAUUGUGGGUAUGGGCGGGGUUGGUAAAACCACCCUUGCACAAUUGGUCUACAAUGACAAGAGGGUGGAUGAGUGGUUUGACAUCAAAGCUUGGGUGUGUGUUUCGGAAGAAUUUGAUGCUUUCAGAAUAACCAGAACCUUACUUGAAGAGAUCACUUCUUGCUGUAGUGCGAGUCACAAUCUAAACCAGCUUCAACUUAAACUAAAAGAGCAGCUGUUGGGAAAGAAGUUUCUAUUCAUUUUGGAUGAUGUUUGGAAUGAGAAAUAUGUUGAUUGGGAAGAGUUGAGAAGUCCUUUCGGAUUUGGGGCGAAAAACAGCAAGAUUGUUGUAACUACUCGCAGUGAAAACGUUGCAUCCAUUAUGAGGACGGUUCCAACUUAUCCUCUUAAUAUCUUAUCCGAUGAGGAUUGCUGGGAGUUAUUUGCAAAACAUGCAUUUGUUGAUACAAGCCCGAGCAUGCAUCCAAAUUUGAAGAUGGUUGGUGAAGCAAUUGUUAGAAGAUGCAAAGGCCUCCCUCUAGCAGCAAAAGCGCUUGGAGGUCUUCUAAGGUGUAAUCUGGAUGUUGAUGAAUGGAAUAAAAUAUCGAACAACAAUUUGUGGGACAUAACAGAUGGUAUCCUUCCAGCCCUAAGAUUAAGUUAUUAUUAUCUUCCUUCUCAUUUGAAGCGUUGCUUUGCAUAUUGUUCACUUUUCCCGAAAGACUAUGAGUUCAAGAAAGAAGAACUUGUUCGAUUGUGGAUGGCUGAAGAUCUUUUGCUGCAUUUCAAUUCAAAAGAAGAUAUGGAAGAACAAGGUAAAGAGUACUUCAAAGAUUUAGCAUCGAGAUCUUUUUUUCACCAAUUCAGGGCAGAUAAAUCUUGUUUCGUCAUGCAUGACCUUGUCAGUGAUUUAGCUAAAUUUGUAGCUGGAGAGUUCUUUUGGAGAUUGGAAGGUUGUGAUAAUUUUUGUGUAAUAAAUCAAAAGGCACGUCAUUUAUCCAAUGUCCAAGAACAUUAUGAUGUGAGAAAGAAAUUUGAGACUUUACCUAAAGCCAAAGGCUUGCGUACAUUCCUGAGUUUAAAGUCAUUGCCUGGGAAUUCUUAUGUUACCAAUGACAUAAUGCAUGAUUUGAUAGCCAAAUCGAGGUUACGGGUACUUUCUUUGGCUAAAUAUUGCAAUAUCAAUGAAAUACCAAAAGAAAUUGGUAAGUUGAAGCAUCUGCGUAGUUUGAAUUUAUCAGGAACUUCAAUUAAAAGUUUGCCAAAUUCUUUGAGUACAUUGUAUAAUUUGCAAAUGUUGAUCUUGUUUCGUUGUAGUAAGCUUGUUGAGCUGCCUAAAGACAUUGGGAGACUGAUCAAUAUGUAUUAUCUCAAUAUCAAGGGAACAAGAUUAGCAGGGAUGCCAAAAGGAAUGAGUCAGUUGAAAGAUCUUCGAACAUUAACAGAUUUUGUUUUAGGCGAGCAAAAUGGUUCAAGUAUUAACGAAUUGGGAAAGCUCAAGAAUCUACAUGGAAGACUUGCCAUUUCAGGUUUAAAAAAUGUUGCAUGUGCAAGGGAUGCCAAAAAUGUCAAUUUGAAAGAUAAGAUUAAUCUUAAGGAGCUGGAAUUUCUAUGGAAGAAACAUACUUAUGGUAGUGAAGCACUUGGACAAUUUGAGAAUGAUAAAGAAGUGCUUCAACAACUGGAGCCUCAUACAAACUUGGAGCAUCUUCUAAUUGGGUUUUAUAGAGGUAUGAGAUUUCCAGAAUGGGUGGGACAUUCUUCAUUCUUAAAUGUAGUAUCUGUGCACUUAAGGGGUUGCAAAUUUUGCCUCUCCAUGCCACCGCUUGGGCAAUUGCCAUCUUUGAAAUCUCUCUCUAUUUCCGGGUUUAGUGCAGUAGUUACAGUUGGUGAUGAGUUCUAUGGAAGUGAUCAGUCUUUUACUAAACCAUUUGGAUCUCUUGAAAUUCUAAGAUUUGAGGAUAUGCUGGUGUGGAAAGAGUGGUCUUGUUUAAAAGUCGAAGCUUUCUGCCUUCUGCAAGAGCUAAGCAUAACAGAUUGUCCGAUGCUAACAAUGAAUCUACCAGAACACCUCCCGUCUUUAACGAAACUGGAGAUUAGAAAUUGUGAGAAGCUUCGAAGCUUGCUUCCGAGGACAACUAGCAUUUGCCAACUUAAUUUACGGAGAUGUGAUGCACUGCAAUUGGAGCCCUUGCCUUAUGGGCUUCAAAAGUUGCAAAUUCAAGAUUUGAAUAUUGAUGAUUACAUGUUGGAGAAGAUGGUGCAACACUGCAGUCGUCUUGAAAAGUUAACUAUGUUGGGUUGUUCUAAUCUCAGAACCCUUCCUGAAGGUAAGCUACCUGUUACUCUUAAAGAAUUGAACAUUGAAAGGUGUUCUGUCUUGGACUGUUCAAAAAUCCUCUUGUAUGCAUUCCUUGAAUCCUUGGUCAUAGAAGGCUUGAAGUCGAUUCGUGCAUUAAAGGAUUCUCACCAGCAUGUCACGUGUCUUAAUUAUUUGGAUAUCUACCAUUGCACUAAUUUUAUAUCUUUUCAAAUUGAAGAGGGAUUAUCUGUUACCAAUUUGAGUUCACUUACACUUUGGAAUUGCAUGGCUUUAAAAUCAUUGCCUGAGCAAAUGCGCUCCCUCUUCCCAUCCCUUAGGCAUUUGUCAAUACGGUAUUGUCCAGAAAUAGAGUUGUUUCCUGAAGAAGGUUUAUCCUCCAAAUUAAAAACUUUUGAAAUCGGAAGAUCCGACAAGCUAAUUGCAAGCAUGAUGAGGAGAGCAGGGGGUUUGCAGGCACUCACUUCACUUAGAGGUUUUGAACUCUCAGGUGCAGAAGUAGAGAUAGUGUGUUUUCCAGAUGAACAUAUGUUGCCCUCUUCUCUUACAUCUCUCACCAUCUCCGAUCUUCCAAUCCUCAAGUUUUUGAAUAGUAAGGCCUUUCAACACCUCGCCUCUCUUCGGGAAUUGAUUAUCGACAGCUGUCCGAAGCUCCAAUCCAUGCUGGAAAAGAGUCUCCUUACCUCUAUUUCUCAUUUGUCCAUUAACAAUUGUCCCUUGCUAAGAAAACGUUGCAAAAAGGAGAAAGGCAAAGACUGGCCCAACAUUUCCCACAUCCCUGUCAUUCACAAUCAUGGAGAACUCAUAAUGUAGCAAGACUCCGAAGAAUUGUGACUAAAAUGUUUCAAUUUGCCAUUAUUAAAGCAGUAUA
Molecule: messenger RNA, 3858 nt
Organism: Hibiscus syriacus
Lineage: Eukaryota; Viridiplantae; Streptophyta; Magnoliopsida; Malvales; Malvaceae
Product: putative disease resistance protein RGA1
Exons: 2
Coding region: 96-3800 (1234 amino acids)
Biological process (GO): defense response to other organism
Molecular function (GO): protein binding; ADP binding
Source: RefSeq, a predicted model, not a curated record